AUGUACUUUAAAUUGGAGUCUCCCCAAAAGGAGCAUGUCAUGGAGGACUCUGCCGCAGUCACGACGACUCAAGAUCCCACCUCGACCUCGGAACCAGACUCGAAGCGGCGAAAGCUCGAACUACCCGACCCAGAGCCCGUCGUCAGGCUCGACGGAAAUGGUGAUUUGCUUCUCUUCGUCGGCGCCGCUCGCGUCGGCCAGGCCUCCACUUACCUCGUCUGCUCGAAAGCCCUUUCCCGUUCGUCUCCGGUAAUGCAACAGAUGAUCUCUGGCCAGCUUGCCGAGCCCCGGCCUCUUCAAGGUGAUCAGGGCAACCGGUUCAUCGACCUCCCAGACGAUCAACCGGUCCCGAUGCGGCUUAUGCUGGACAUCAUGCACGGAGACUUCCAAAAGGUGCCCCAGGAGAUGGAGCUCCAAACCCUACAUGCUCUCGUCAUUGUCAUGGACAAGUACGACGCUCUAUCUCUUGCUCGCCCCUGGGUUAAGGCGUGGCUGGCGAGCGUCAGGGGCAGCGGAGACUACACGAGGUUGCUCUCUAUCGCCUGGGCGCUUGGUGAUAUGGGGUUGUUCAGCACGAUGACCUCUCGCAUCGUUGAAACAUGCACCAUCAGCACUGACGGCGGCGACCUGCUCACGAAGUCGAAUAUACCAGCAAACAGACCUUUAGGCAGAAACACAGACCCCGAGCCCCAUUGGGACCUCCUCGUUGAUGCGACCGCGCCCUUGGUCCCAACAAGCGUGAUCGAGAGAAUGGCAGUCAAAAGAGCACACUGGAUCUUGGCAACAAUCAUGCCUUAUAGCAGGCUGUACGACGAGUUGAAGAGAGGCAAUUGCGAAUGCCGCUUCGUUUCCCGCCACUUCCGCAAGACCAUGUCUCCCCGUUGCAGAGCGCUCGCCCUCGGCUCCCUCAUUCAGGGGUUCCUCGACAUGGAGAUCAACAUCACGACGGCGAACCCGACCUGUGCGUACAAGGGCAGCCUUGAGUCGCUGAUGGACCGGAUCGGCAAACUCGAGAUUCUCACGGACCGUAACUGCGAUACGUACAACCACGACGAGUGCGCGCGGAUGCAGGAGGCCGUGAAGCACAAGCGCAUCGCCAGCACGUCGAUGACGCCGCUGACAUGCGUCGAGCCCGACUACAGAACGCACAUCAGAUCCCAGGCUAAGAAGACUGGACUUUCUGGCUAG
Molecule: messenger RNA, 1188 nt
Organism: Colletotrichum graminicola M1.001
Lineage: Eukaryota; Fungi; Ascomycota; Sordariomycetes; Glomerellales; Glomerellaceae
Exons: 2
Coding region: 1-1188 (395 amino acids)
Source: RefSeq, a predicted model, not a curated record